UGGUUGGUUACAGUGCUUGCUUAUCUCAUCAUCUCUUCCCUACUCUUUUCGGUGGUGGAUUCAGUUAAAUUUCAAUCGCCUUCUGCUUCUCCUCCUUCAUUUAUUCUCUCUCAAGAUCUAAGCAGAAGAGAAACUAAAAGGAAUGGCUAGAUUACUGCUUCUGUUUGCGCUCUGCGUGCUCCCGGUGCUCGUUAGUUCUGCCCGUCCUACCAGGAAUCCUUUCGCGGUGGAAGGGCUCGUGUACUGCGACACCUGCCGCGCCGGUUUCGAGACCUCCAAGACCACUUACAUUGCCGGUGCUACUGUCCGUGUAGAAUGCAAGGAUAGAAAAACUUUGGAUUGUGUGUACAGCAAACAGGGAAAAACCGACUCAACUGGAAAAUACAAAAUUUUUGUGACUGAGGACCAUGAGGAUCAGAUUUGCGAUGCUAUGGUCGUUCACAGCCCCCAGCAUGACUGUAAAACACCUGCUCAAGGCCGUGACCGUGCCCGUGUUGUUUUGACUCGUUACAAUGGUAUCGCCUCUGACAACCGAUUUGCCAAUGCAAUGGGGUUUGAGAAGGAUGAGGCCGUGUCUGGCUGCACUGAGCUUCUCCAACAAUACCAGGAGUUUGACGAUUAGAUCAUUGAUCAAGCCCUUUUAUAUUUGCCUACUAUAUUAAGAAUUGUUUCCGAUAUUGAUUAUUAUAUUUGUUAUUGUCUGGAUUGUUUUGUUAUAUGUUGUUUCUAGAGACCUACAGUCUACUUUGCUAAUCGAGUUCAGGUUGAGCGAAAAAGUAAAUACUUGCUUAAAGUUAUGGUGGCAAUCCCUUUAAUA
This is a messenger RNA of Tripterygium wilfordii, 817 nucleotides long. RefSeq names its product protein DOWNSTREAM OF FLC-like. Lineage: Eukaryota; Viridiplantae; Streptophyta; Magnoliopsida; Celastrales; Celastraceae. Bases 143 to 622 code for a protein of 159 amino acids. The transcript is spliced from 2 exons. The record is from RefSeq and is a predicted model, not a curated record.